Molecule: messenger RNA, 5291 nt
Organism: Uloborus diversus
Lineage: Eukaryota; Metazoa; Arthropoda; Arachnida; Araneae; Uloboridae
Product: agrin-like
Exons: 30
Coding region: 1-5217 (1738 amino acids)
Biological process (GO): G protein-coupled acetylcholine receptor signaling pathway; multicellular organism development; cell differentiation
Molecular function (GO): calcium ion binding; laminin binding
Source: RefSeq, a predicted model, not a curated record
AUGAAGGUCUUAAUUUAUUUUGUACUCUUCUUUAUUAUGAUGAACAUAUCGCAAGCAAGACGGCGAAGAUCUCAGAACUGCAGAGAAAAGAUGGACUACAACUCAGAUUUAGUGUUUACAGGAACAGUUGAAAGAAUUUAUCGCUCUAGAGCGGAACUAUACAGGGGUAUUGUUAAAGUAAAGAGGGUUUUUAAAGGUGAUGCGAGUUUCGCGGACAAUACUGUAAUAGUGGAAGGAUUUGGUAAUGAAAACCUUUGCAACAGUGAUGUCAGAGAGAGAGAUACACGAAUUUUUCUUGUGAGCAUUUCAAAGAAUGGUCAUUUGCGAUUGAACUCAAGUGUUGUGAGGGUGACUGUGUCUAACUUGGAACGAACUGUCUCAGCUGUCAGAGGGUUACCUCAGAAGACACGGAAGUUAGCUGUUGAAAGUGAGUGUGAACAAAUGUAUUGCGCGUACGGAGCUCUUUGUGUAGUAGAUAAAAGAACACAGCAAGCGCACUGUAGAUGUCAAGAAAUAUGUUCAGAUGUAUUUGCCCCAGUUUGUGGCAGUGACGGUGUUACAUACUCAAGUGAUUGUCAACUAAGGAUGGCUUCUUGCACGAAACAAAGAAGAAUAUUUACGAAGCAUCAAGGACCGUGUGAUAUAAAAGAUCCAUGUGAAGAAAAAGAGUGCCAUUUUGGUGCUCAAUGCGAACCAUCGUUGGAUGGUAGGUCAGCUGAAUGCAUUUGUCCAGAAAAGUGUGCUACGUUUGGCGACAGCAGAUCGAGGCAAGUUUGUGGAACGGACGGGAAAGAUUAUGCUAAUGUUUGUGAAAUGCGGAGGACGUCAUGCCUCGAAAUGAGAGAGAUAGAAGUGCGAUACAAAGGCCAAUGUGAUCCCUGUGAAAGCGUCACUUGCCCAACCUUCCAAGUAUGUCAACUUGACGAAAACCGCAAUGCCGUAUGCCGAUGCAAUGACGUAUGUUCCGCAGAAUACCGGCCUGUAUGCGGAUCAGACGGCAAAACGUACGACAAUGAAUGCGUUCUCAGAGUGGAAGCUUGCAAACUACAGAAAAAUAUUCGAGUCAUCUAUUCUGGGGAUUGCAGUUCAGGCACGAAUCCUUGCGAUUUAAUCAAAUGUGGACCUGGACAAGAGUGCGACAUUGACCGCUUUGGGACAGCUUCUUGCCAAUGCCCAUCUUCAUGUGAGCCCAAAAUGCAGCCGAUAUGUGGUUCCAAUGGACGCACAUUUGAUAACGAGUGUGAACUGAAAAGACAGUCUUGCCUGUUAAGAACGGAGCUAACGGCAGUACAUCAAGGAGAAUGUGGAGACCAUGGUCCUUGUCAUACUCAUCAUUGCUCUUAUGGGGCAAUGUGUGUAGUGAAAAAUGGCCAACCAGUGUGUGACUGUCCAACAUGUGCUGAAGAAUUUGAACCAGUGUGUGGAACGGAUGGCAUUUCAUACACAAAUCCUUGCAAACUAAAGCGAGAAGCUUGUGAGCAGAAAUCUGAGGUUAUUGUCGCGCAUGAAGGGCUCUGCAACACCUGUCACGCCCAGCAGUGCGAUUUUUAUGCCGUCUGUGAAAGCUUCGGUGGCGGAGAAACACGGUGCGUCUGCCCUGAAGUGUGCAUUAAGGUUGACGCUCCUGUCUGUGGAUCGGAUGGAGUAUCAUACCCUAAUGAAUGCGAACUUCGAGUUGAAGCCUGUAAAAAGCAACAAUAUGUAGCAGUAGCAACGAAAGGACAUUGUGACCAAUGUGAACAUGUGCAUUGCAAAUAUGGCGCCAGAUGUGAUAGCGGGAAAUGCGUCUGUCCGUCACACUGUCCUGAGAUGAGCGAAUUUGUUUGUGCAAGUGAUGGGAAAACGUAUAAGAAUGAGUGUGAGAUGAAACGAAUCGCCUGCCAGAAGAAAAGGGACAUUUCUGUGCAAUUUUAUGGAACGUGUGAAAUGAUUUCGGAAGACUUGGAACCUGAUGAUGGAAACCAGCCCGCCUUGAGACAAAGAAAAAUCAGUAGUUGUCAAGACAAACAAUGCAGAUACGGCGGCAUUUGCGACUUCAACUCGGAGGGUACACCCUUUUGUGUUUGCACGUUUCAUUGCCCCACAUUCAAAGAACCCGCGUGCGGUUCAGACGGAAAAAUGUACGACAAUGAGUGCCAGAUGCGUGAAGAGUCCUGUCUUCUACAAAAGCGGAUUGAAUCUUCUCCGAGGGAAGCUUGCGUUGGUCACAUCGAGAUUGCGUGCGAUGGCGAGCCACCAGUGGUUGAUCCUGUCACAGGGAAAGAUUAUUUUUGUGGUAAAGGUCGUGGCUCCAAAUUAUGUCCAAUAAAUACAGUCUGCCAUGUUACAAAAUAUUUUGCAAAAUGUUGCAAGGAAGCACCAUUUAUAAAAAAUUGUGCCGAUACGCCUUUUGGUUGCUGCCCUGAUGACAGGAGUCCUGUACUGGGUCCUAAUAAUGGUGGAUGCCCUAAUGUGUGCAACUGCAACAAACUUGGAUCAUACAGUUUUACGUGUGAUCCCGUAUCGAAACAGUGUCCUUGCAAACCUGGAGUUGGUGGUUUACGUUGUGACAGAUGCGAGCCCGGUUAUUGGGGUCUUCAUAAAAUUUCGGAUGGCAAUAGUGCAUGUACUCAUUGUAACUGCAACCCCUAUGGCUCCAUACGUGAUGACUGUGAGCAAACAACAGGACGCUGCGUAUGUAAACACGGAAUUCAAGGCAUGAAAUGCGAUGCAUGUCCUAGUGGUAUGGUGUUGGGUCCUGAAGGUUGUUUAGAUGAAUCUCAAGCUAAUGCGACAGCCGUCUCCUGUGACGAUUUACGGUGCUUCCAUGGAGCUCGUUGCGUGGAAAUUGAUUUCGUCCCGCAGUGCAGCUGCGAUUUCAAAUGUUCCCCAGCGGACAGUAGAGACCCUGUGUGUGGCAAUGACGGCAACACCUAUGGAUCCGAGUGCCAGAUGAGACUCUUUAGCUGCAGAAACCAGAAGCCCAUUACCAUAAGAUACUACGGAGUUUGUGGAAGAAACAAUGAAACAGAAAAAUCUACAUCGACGUCUCCAAGAUUACCAAAGAGGAGAAGUUACGUGAAAAAGUCAGACAGCAAAUCGACUAGGGAAGUUACAAUGAACCUACCGGAAAACCUUUACAUGACUACAAAAGCACAAUUCAUGAAUAUUACAACAACAGCAUUGCCAAUAUUAGCUUUUGCUCCAGAUCCAGAUAUUCCGAUUGAAAUACCAUCGUUCUCUGGUGCAUCCUACAUGGAACUUUAUAAACUAGAAGCAUAUUCUCGUCUUUCUCUGGAAAUGGAAUUUAAAUCUUUUGCCAGAGAUGGAAUCCUUCUUUAUAAUGGACCAACAGAGUCAAAAUCUGCAGAUUUUGUUUCACUUAGUCUAAAAGAUGGUUUUAUCGAGUUCAGGUAUAAUUUGGGCAGUGGAGCUGUAGUACUUACAUCAUCCGAACGAAUACAACUUGGAAAAUACCAACGAGUCAUUGCAAAGAGAUAUCUUAAAGAUGGCAUGCUUGCUGUGGAUGGUCAAGAAAACGUGCAUGGGAAAAGUUUAGGAACGCUCAGUUCUUUAGAUUUGGUAAACAAUCUUUAUGUCGGUUACGUGCCAGGAUUAUCCAAAAUAGUGGCAGCAAACACUGGUGUUGAAAACGGUUUAAUUGGAUGCAUUCGCCGUCUAAAGAUAGAUAGAAGAGAUGUAAACCUUAGAUACCCAACAUCUAAAGAAGUACUGAAGAGUUCAGGAUUAAGUGAAUGUAGCCAAAACACAUGCAGUGGACUGCCUUGUAAAAACGGGGGAACAUGUGUCUCUGUUCAUAUAAAAACGUUCCAGUGUAUCUGCCCAGAUGGUUUUUCAGGUGAAAAGUGCGAACUAAACUCAAAUCCAUGUUCAAGCAAUCCCUGCAAACAAGGUUCAACUUGCGUUGUUUUGCCUCAAGGAAGUUUUAGUUGCAAAUGUGCUCCAGGAAAGGCUGGAAAGUUUUGUGACAAAUCAAAAACCGAGUACAAACUGCAAUACAUACCAGACUUCCUCAACAAUUCGUAUUUAGAACUUCCGACUCUCCAGAAUGCCAAGCAUGCCUUUUCAAUUGAAGUUUGGUUUUUGACGCGGUCUCCCAACGGGGUAAUUUUGUACAACGGCCAAAUGAUGAACGGCAAAGGAGAUUUCAUGGCUCUAAACCUACAGAAUGGACAUUUGAAUUUCAUUUACAACUUGGGAAGCGGGGUUGCUAAUAUAACCUCACGAAAUGAAGUAUCUUCAAACAAAUGGCAUUCAGUCAAAAUCAGUCGUCUAAGAAGACAAGGAACUCUUAAAGUAGACAAUGAGACGGCUUCCAUUGGAAAAUCAAAGCCCCCUUUGACAGAACUCAAUUUAUCACUUCCGCUAUAUAUCGGUGGGAUUCCGGACCUAAAAAGUGUGCACCAAAGCUCCGGAAUAAGGAAAGGAUUGAAUGGAGCUAUACAGAAGAUAAUCAUGAAUGGGGAGCAGUGGGAUCCUCUUACUGCCAAAGCGAUCCGGGCGCAUCGUGUUAGGAAAUAUGACGGAACUCCCUGUCUAAAUGGAACGUGUCUUCAUGGAGGCAUUUGUAUUUCUGAAUUGAACUCUUUUACUUGUAGAUGUUUGUCGAAGUAUAGUGGGAAAAGGUGCGAGAAAAGAAUUCGCAAAAAGGAUUUUCAGCGUGCUAUUUCUUUCAAUGGAACAACAUAUCUGAAUUUUCCGUACAAGAAUGUAAAAGGCUCCCGCAGCAGGAAAUCAAAUAGGUUCCAAGUUCGAUUUCGUACCACUCAUUCUACGGGGCUAUUGUUCUGGACGAAUAAAGGCUCUAGUCUUAAAGGCGAUUACCUUGCUGUUGCUAUAGUGAAUGGAUAUCCUGAACUCAGCUACAACUUAGGCAAGCAGAAAGAUUUCUGGGUUAUUAAGGGCAACAAAAGAGUCGAUGACGGCUUAUGGCACUCUAUGACCAUUCACAGGAAAAAAAGACUGGGAGAAAUACGAUUGGAUAAAUCUUUCCUCACAUCAAACAUUUCGGAACCUGGAGCUACAGAUUUAAACACAGAUGGGAUGUUAUGGAUAGGAGGAUCACCCAACUUGCCGACAGGUCUUCCAUUUCACUAUUACCAAGGAUUCGUUGGAUGUAUUGAUUCUGUUAUCAUAGACAAAAGUCCACUUCAGCAUCUACUAACAGGCUCAGAAGACAUAGAAUUUUGUGGAAAUUCGAAACUACGUCAGACAUAGUCAUUUCCCAUCCGAACUCUCAAAGUCAAUCAGCUUACUUGACUGAACUUUGCAAAAUCAAACUUACAUGUUCC